AUGGGGGCUUAUCUGUCUCAACCAAACAUUUGCAAGACUUCUUCCGAUGGCGGCAACAACAAAUUGGGCUACGGCUUCUCUGCUAUGCAAGGCUGGCGUGUAUCGAUGGAGGAUGCUCACAACUGCAUUCCAGAGUUUGAUGAAGACACUUCUAUGUUCUCUGUAUAUGAUGGACAUGGAGGUGAAGAGGUGGCCUUGUAUUGUUCAAAGUAUCUCCCAGAUAUUAUCAAGGAGCAAAAAGCUUACAAAGAUGGAAAAUUACAAAAAGCUCUUGAAGAAGCUUUUCUAGCUAUUGACAGUCGAAUAACCACAGAAGAAGUUAUCAAGGAACUUGUGCAGAUUGCUGGACGACCAAUUGAAGAGCCACCCACUGAGAAAGUUGCAGAAGAAGAUGACCUUGACAGAGAGGAGGCAGCUCUACUCCAUGAGGAGGCCACCAUGACCAUUGAGGAUUUACUUGUGCGAUACGGACAGAACCGCAAUGCUGUUAAACAUGCUGUUAGUGCUGAAGCUAAAAAAGCAAGUGCUGCUGCUUCCUCUGUAGACGAAGCAGGUGACUGUGAGGAGAAGGAAGGUGUUAAUGGAGAAGUGGAAGAGAAGGAAAGCGGUGUGAAAAGCGCUGAAGGCUGUGGAAAGGCAUGUGGGUCUAAAGUACGAGCCUGUCGAAGAGUAGCAAGUGCAGGAAGUGAUUCAGAUGGAGCUGGUGGUAGCUCUAAUGGCGAUGAGAAAGCUGGUAAGACGGAAGGCGACGCAGGCCCUUCAUGCUCAUCUUUGACAUCCAAGAGUGACGCAAAGUCCAGAUUUUUUGAAGAUAGUGAGGAAUCUGGAGAGGAGGAAGAGGGCAGUGAUGAAGAGGACGGAAGUGAGGAUGGAGAAAGCAGUGAGGCAGAAGAGGAGGAGGAGGAGGAGGAUACAGAGGAGGGAGAGGAAGACUCUGAGGACGAGGAUGAAGAAGAGAUGUGUUUACCAGGCAUGGAUGGCAAAGAGGAGCCCGGCUCGGACAGUGGAACCACAGCUGUCGUUGCGCUCAUCAGAGGAAAGCAGCUGAUUGUAGCUAACGCAGGAGACUCUCGCUGUGUGGUUUCUGAGAACGGAAAAGCUAUAGAUAUGUCGUACGACCAUAAGCCAGAGGACGAGCUGGAAUUGGCUCGAAUUAAAAAUGCUGGGGGAAAGGUAACCAUGGAUGGAAGAGUGAAUGGGGGUCUCAACUUGUCCAGAGCCAUUGGUGAUCACUUUUACAAAAGAAACAAGACGUUGCCUCCAGAGGAGCAGAUGAUCUCUGCGAUGCCGGACAUAAAGGUCUUGACUCUCAACGAGGAGCAUGACUUCAUGGUCAUUGCCUGUGAUGGAAUUUGGAAUGUGUUGAGUAGUCAGGAAGUUGUUGAUUUCGUAAGUGAAAGGAUAAAACCUGGCCAGAGUGGUAAAACAAGAUCUUUGUCAUCAAUAGUUGAAGAGCUCUUGGAUCAUUGUUUGGCCCCUGAUACAUCUGGAGAUGGGACUGGAUGUGACAACAUGACCUGCAUGAUAGUUACCUUCAAACCACACUCCUCUCCUGUGCAGAGUGACUCGGACGAAACUAAAAAGAGGAAGCUCCAGGUGGAGUCAGGAGACUGUGUUCCAGAGAAGAACGGGAAUGACAGUAAAAAAUCUAAGAGCGACUAA
This is a messenger RNA of Knipowitschia caucasica, 1662 nucleotides long. Lineage: Eukaryota; Metazoa; Chordata; Actinopteri; Gobiiformes; Gobiidae. The record is from the annotation of a GenBank genome assembly.